This is a messenger RNA of Aphanomyces astaci, 1596 nucleotides long. Its product is annotated as serine/threonine protein kinase, variant. The transcript is spliced from 2 exons. Gene Ontology annotation, molecular function: ATP binding; protein serine/threonine kinase activity. Gene Ontology annotation, biological process: protein phosphorylation; intracellular signal transduction. Bases 84 to 1127 code for a protein of 347 amino acids. NCBI's taxonomy places the organism in Eukaryota, Oomycota, Saprolegniomycetes, Saprolegniales, Verrucalvaceae. The record is from RefSeq and is a predicted model, not a curated record.
AUCAAACCUAAUAUCGCGCGAGCCAAGGCGAAAUUGGUUUGCCGCUUCGGCGCCCGUCCAGCAGUUGAACCCAUCGAGAACUCAUGGACAAAAAAGCCGUCACGCUGGAUGCAGAAAUGGUGAUCUUCCGAGCCGAGUGCCACGUAGCUCAGUGCAAGUCGAACCAGUACCAACCAUACCUUCACAGCGGUCCGCAACGGCAAAUGCCAUGUGUCGUGCAAGUGCCCAAGAACGCGUUCCUGUGGGACUGGCGAGAAGGCAUCAUGGGAUUUAGGGAUUUGGACGAUCCGCAGUGCGUGAUCAGUCGUUGUCGAUGUGGCUACGUGUUCAAUUGCGUCUACUUUCACAAAGGCGGCGACGGCAAGGAAAAGUGCGCCGUGGCGUUAAAGCUCAUGGACAAACGACUAAUCACACUCGAGGGCGACGACUUGGAGGCGGAAGUCCGGGCGAUGCGCAUGCUGCAGCACAUUGGUAUGGAUUCGGCCCUGCGGAGUCGGCACGCCAUUCGAUGGGAGACGGCCGAAUGUCCGUACAACCACUACAUCGCGACCGAGUACAUCUCGAAUGGGUCGCUCAUCUCAUACAUGCACAAGCGCUUUGGCGAGAUCCGAUCGGACGUCCAUCGCUACCUCGGCGCGCGGGCGAACCCCGUAGACGCCGGCAAGCGCGUCGGCACGUGGUUCCUCCACGACGUGGUGCUGCCGCUGUUCCAUCAGAUUCUCUGUGCCCUCGCGUACAUCCACACCCAGAACGUAUGUCAUUUGGACUUCGACCCGUACAACGUGGCCGUGGACAGGCACCGCGUGGUUCGGCUGCUCGACUUUGGCAGCAGCCAGCUCAUGGACGGCCGCAGCUCCGUCGGCGGCGGUCGCGACUUUCCCCAGAUCAAGACCAAGCUGCUUUACAGGUCCCCCGAACUGCGCAAGAACAACCGCGACCGCGCGACGUACCAGCGUUUCGUCGCCCACCGCCCGCCCCAUGCGACCUUUCGUGACGAGCAAAAGCUCAUCCCCCCUGGCUUUCACGGCGCCAAGUCGGAUCUGUUUUCGGCGGGGGUUGUGGUACAUAUGCAUGCCUUGCUCUCUAUUUUGUUACCUUUUUGUGAUGGUUUGGUGCGAUGUACUUAGUGCCUGGAAAUGACCAUGUUUGGGUUCAAUUACGUUGGGUGCACGGGUCCAGCGUUUGUGAGCAUGCAAAACCCCCAGUACCGCGACCAGUUUUACGCCCAUGUGGCCAAGCAGUGCACGACCCAGACCUGUGUCUUUUGCGCCCACAACCUGCCCAUCCCGCCCUUCAUCCUCCAGACCAUCUCGAAGAUGAUGGCCCCCAACCCCGCUGAUCGCAUCCACGACGCCGUCGCGCUAGCAAGCGAGUGGAAAACAAACUGGGACGCCCUGCUCCACAAGGCCAACGACGACGUCUCACGGCAAGUGCAGCACCACCAGCAGCCGGCUGCUGCUGCUUUCACACCAUCCCCCGUCGUCGCGCGACCAACGGGCUCGGCUGCAGGACAGCCCACAUUUGCCACUGCCUGUUGAAUCAAUAACAUGGACUUGACACGAACACAAUGGGUGUGUUAUUACUAUGUUGUCGAGC